CAUUGAAACUGGAAGACAACUGUAGAGAAAGUGCCCCCUAGAAGAAGAUCUUCAUAGUACUCUUUAUCUCUUAACUCUCUCUCUCUCUCUCUCUCUCUCUCUCUCUCUCUCCACAGAGAAAUACAGCAGUAGCUGUAAAUUGUUCGAGUUCUUGAUGAGAGAGACAGAUAAAUUAAUCAAAUGUCUUAAAUGAUUUGAAGAGAAGCAAUAAACAUUGGCGGCGUUUGCAUCAGUUUCUUAAAUACCCUCAACAUCAUUACUCCCUCAUCUGCUCCCUUCAAAUACCAAACACGUCUCCAAGUCUACAAAUUAAUGAGCUAGAGAGCAAAAAAAAUAAGAAGAAGAAAUGGCUGGAUUAUUCUAUCUAGGGGGGAGAGAUAACAACAAACAAGAUCAUCAUCAUCAUCAAGACAAGGAUCAUAAUGAAGAUAAGAGCAACAAUUAUCUUUAUCUAUACAAGGACGAGAUCUACAACAACAACAAGGGUUUUGAGAUUUGGCCACCUCAAUAUUUUCAGCAGCAAAAUCAGGUGGCUGCUCCUACAAAUCUCUACUCUUUUGGUAUGGUCCCAAGUGGUGGCAGCAAUAACAAUAACCGGAGUAGUAGUCGGAGUUUGUACUUCAACGUCGUCUCCGAUCAUGAGCCGGUGAGAUCCUCAACGGGAGGGUUUACGGUAACAAGGCAAGGAAGCAUGAAUUGCCAAGACUGUGGGAAUCAAGCCAAGAAAGAUUGUCCUCAUAUGAGAUGUCGUACUUGUUGUAAGAGCCGAGGGUUUGAUUGCCAAACCCACGUGAAAAGCACGUGGGUCCCGGCUGCUAGACGCCGUGAGAGACAGGCUCAGUUAGCUGCCCUGCCAGCUAAGAGAAGCAGAGAGCCUAGCUUAGGCGACGAUGAUAUAGAGGGCGGUGAAAAUGGAGGUCAAGGCAGUGAUGGUGGCUCGGCUCUUGCUUGCACUACUCGUGUGGUUAAUGCUAGCUCUUCAGGGUUAGAAAGCAGUCAAUUACCGCCGGAGAUAAGUUCACCGGCGGUUUUCCGGUGUAUGAGAGUAAGCUCAAUUGACGAUGAAGACGAAGAGUAUGCAUAUCAAACGGCUGUGAGCAUCGGAGGACACGUGUUCAAAGGCAUUCUCUACGACCAAGGCCCAUCAGAUCACCGCUACAGCUCAAGCCCCGCCGCGGCAACCUCUCAACACCAUCUUAACCUCUUGCCCUCGAACGCUCCAGCAGCCACUACGGCCGCCGUGACCACGAGUAAUAUUAAUAACGCAUCGGAGGAACCUUCGUCUAUUUACACUGCAGCGGCGGCUCCGUUUAACCCUUAUGUCGCCGCCGGUACGCCUUUCUUUGCACCUCCUAGGUCUUGAGAUUGAAAUGUUAAAUCUUUAAAAUGUUUGUGAUUAAUUUACUAUGUUACUCUUAUAGUUAUCAGAGAACUUUGAGUACGAAAAAUGAUUAAUUCGAGGGUUUAGUUGUUGUCGGACAAUAUGGUAACUCUCGUACCUUGCUAGGGUUUGUGAGUACUGAACUACUGAUUAAUAUGCACAUCGUACGUUUUUUAGAGAUAAAUGAGGGUAUUUUAUUACUAUAAACUUUUUGUGUAGAAAGGAGAGAUUAAUUAUCACAUUUAAGUUAAAUGUCAGAGAUUGAAGUUUGAUCUUCUGCUUGUUCUUUUUAUUGAUCUUCCCAAAGCGAUCGACAUAACUCCUUUGUUUUUUUAUCAACGAUUUUUUUAUAAUAUGUCUUCUUAUUAUCUUUUUGAAGUUAUAUCUUCUGUACUAGUCUGAUAGUGGAUUCGCUUUCUGGGCGGUGUUGAACUCGAAGCUGCUUUUUCCCAGUUUAUCCGUUUGCUUGCCGGAUCUAAACAGGACUUAACUAGGUUUCGUGUUCAAUUGAGCAAACAAUUUCAAAUCUAUUUAUAUAAAAAGGUAAAACUUUUAUGCCACCCAAUCCAACUUCCGCAGAGUAAACCAGUAGAAACCUUAAUAUGAAUUUUUUUUAACAUUCAUGCAAUAUUUUAUUAGAGAAAAAGGUGGAAAAAAAACCGCAGGCUAAUUAAAUUAUGUAAAUGCAGUCGUAUCUUUCUAUGUAUACUAUUGUUUUGUAUACAAAACUAAAGUAUAGCGAUGAAAUUUCAACUGCCAGUAUAAUUAGAAUUAAGCCUUAAAACGAUCGAGUUUCUUGAGUUUCAAUGCAUGCAUGAGACACGAUUACCCGAAACAAAUUAAAUUAAGUUCCUUCCAGAGUUCCAGUAAUUGUCGGAUAAAUACUAAUCGUCAAUGAAAUUUUGUUGAUUGGUUCGCUUUACUGUGAUCGACAGUAGUUGCAAGUUGUCGUUCUCACAUGGAGAUGACUUGUUGGGGAAGAUCGGACGUUAGCGUUAAUUAUUGUGAAGAAAAAUCAUCAACAUUAUUUAUGAGGACAAUACAUUACAUGUGAAUUGUAUUAAUUAUUGUAGAUGAAUCAUGAAGAGUAUUUUAGGGCAUAUAAUUUACAUAAUUUGCAAGGAUGUGUGUACAUGUUCCU
This is a messenger RNA of Thlaspi arvense, 2522 nucleotides long. Lineage: Eukaryota; Viridiplantae; Streptophyta; Magnoliopsida; Brassicales; Brassicaceae. The record is from the annotation of a GenBank genome assembly.